Bipolaris maydis ATCC 48331 is the source of this 204-nucleotide messenger RNA. The record is from RefSeq and is a predicted model, not a curated record. Lineage: Eukaryota; Fungi; Ascomycota; Dothideomycetes; Pleosporales; Pleosporaceae.
AUGAAGACUUCAUAUGCCGCCAUUGUCUCUACGCUCUGCGUUGCAGCCUAUUCCUUCAACCCCCAGCAAGUCCUUGGCUCAGUCGAUGUUCUUAGGACUUCAUAUGAAUGCAACAACAGUGGCACGCCUACGAUCGAGUGUACCGAUUCCUCAACACCCCCAACCUGCGCCUGCGCUUGUUCAAAUGGCAUCACUUUCAACUAG